GAUCGUGUGAUCCAGGAUCGCCGACUUGACCCGUCGGUUUUUUCCAGGUCUCUCCCGUGCCGGCCGGCCCCAAACGGCUUUCUUUACCGGCGAACUCCGCCUCGGCGUGGUCAACUUUGCGCCAUCAUUACGCGGGCGCCCUGAUCAGAGCCGUUAACCUGAAUCCUGAUCGCCUCCUAUUUAUACCCGCUCGAUCGGUGUCACGGUCGUCACAAGCCGAAGCGUCCGAUAAUCCAAGCUAGCAGGUGCAGCGGUCAAGUGAGUGGUGGCCUGCUUGGAGUACGCAAAAAAUUGGAGUGCGCCGGCUGCGUUGAGCGUUUGAGAGAUGGAGGCGAGGAGCAGUGCAGCGCUCGUGGCCGCGGCCGUCCUGGCGCUACUGGUGCUCGUGCCCGAGGCGUCCCGCGCGGAGCGGUUCGUGGUCGGCGACGCGGCGCGGUGGACGUGGGGGUACAACUACACGGACUGGGUCAUCAAGAAGGGCCCCUUCUUCCAGAACGACAGCCUCGUUUUCAUGUACGACCCGCCGAACGCGACGGUGCACGCGCACAGCGUGUACCUGAUGCGCAACGCCGCGGACUACCAGUCGUGCAACCUCAAGGCGGCCAAGCUGGUGGCCGGCGUCAUGCAGGGCGCCGGGUCGGGCUUCGAGUUCGUGCUCAAGAAGCGCAAGCCGCACUACUUCGUCUGCGGCGAGCGCGGCGGACUCCACUGCACCAUGGGGCAGAUGAGGUUCAUUGUCAAGCCCAAGAGCUCCGCGUGCCGCGACGACUGACCCGCCGUCUCUGCCGCCGGCCGGCUGAUCCAUGGACAUGACCUGGUGGUUGACCGAUGUCCACCUCGUCUUCUUCUGCAUGCCACCUUCUGAUUCCGGUUCAAUCGUUGUGCUUGCUUGUAAGUUAUCAAUUGCUGUAUUUACGAUGUGUUGUAUGGUGUAGUUGCCAUGUGUCAUAUUUAUGAAUGAAUGGUUUGUCGAAUAAAAGAGGGAGUGUGUCCGAUGGAGUGAGUUGUUAA
This is a messenger RNA of Phragmites australis (common reed), 1011 nucleotides long. RefSeq names its product blue copper protein-like. The record is from RefSeq and is a predicted model, not a curated record. The coding region runs from base 326 to 772 and encodes 148 amino acids. Gene Ontology annotation, molecular function: electron transfer activity. The transcript has 2 exons. Lineage: Eukaryota; Viridiplantae; Streptophyta; Magnoliopsida; Poales; Poaceae.